This is a messenger RNA of Adineta steineri, 1338 nucleotides long. The record is from the annotation of a GenBank genome assembly. Lineage: Eukaryota; Metazoa; Rotifera; Eurotatoria; Adinetida; Adinetidae.
AUGGAAUUACGACAUUGCGGUCGCCUUGUAGGUUCACUUGUUCGUCUAUCUAGACAGCCUAAACUUUGUUACCCUAUUCGAAAUUUUUCUUCGUCAUCAAGAUUAUUUCCAAUAAAUUCCUCACAACUUGUAUUGAAACGUUCUUUAUCAUGGCAAUUUUGGAAUUCAUCAUCAUCAACGAAAGCAGUUGACCCAUGGCCUGCAAAUGUUACUCAUACUACUCCCGAAUCAAUUACUAUUGCUCCACCAACAUCAUCGUUAUCACCAUCUCCAACAUCUGCUGUAUCGAAUGUACCAACCAUUGAGGCAGAUGAAUUUGGUUAUAUACCUGAACCACCAAUGAUCCCAUCUGAUGUACCUGUUGAAUUUCUUUUGAAUGCUGCUGGUGAACCAGCACUUUCAACAUUAGGUCUUGGUCAAUGGUAUUUACCAACUGGUUGGGUACAACAAAGUCUUGAUCUUAUUCAUGCUAAUCUUGGUUUACCAUGGUGGGCAACAAUUAUGAUUGGUACAUUAAUACUUCGUACGGCAACAAUACCAAUUGCUAUUUAUAAUCAACGUAGUGCUGGACAAAUGCAAUUACAUAUGCCAAAACUACAAGAAUUACAAGCAAAAUUACAAGAAGCUCGUAUACGAAAUGAUCAAUUGGCUAUUAUGAGAGCAGGUGGUGAUUUAAUGGAAUUCAUGAAAUAUUCUGAUGUUAAACCAUGGAAAGCUAUGCUUGGACCAUUUAUGCAGAUGCCUUUUUUUAUUUCAUUUUUUCUUGGUAUUCGUGCUUUAGCUAAUUAUCCUCUUGAGAGUAUGAUGUUUGGAGGAAUGUUAUGGUUUCCUGAUUUAACUGUACCUGAUCCAUAUUAUAUUCUACCAGUUUUUACUGCAUGUACAAUGUUUCUUACUAUGGAACUUGGUAUUGAAACGGGUAUGCGUACAGCAAAUUUAGGACCCAUUGGUCGAAAUGCUUUACGUGUAAUUCCAUUUCUUUCAUUGAUAUUUACUAUAAAUUUUUCAUCGGCAUUAACACUUUAUUGGGCUACUUCAAAUGUUAUAUCAUUAGCUCAAUCGGUUGUAUUACGUCAACCAUCUAUUCGACGAGCAUUAAGAUUACCAGCACCACCACCGAAAAGAACCGAACCAAAAAUAAAAAAGAAGAAAGGUAUUGCUGGAUUUCGAGAAAAUUAUCGAAAUAGCAAAUUAUUAGCUGAAGUUGAAAAACGAAAACAAUUAGGAGAUGAUAUAUUCCGUCGUGCUGGUAUAAGUUCAGCUGUACCAACAUAUAAAUAUGAUCCAACUAAAGUGAAGGAAAAUAAUCCACCACAAAUACGAAAAACAUCUGGAUAA